UCAUUUCAUACAUUCAAGAUGGGUGACUCGAUGACUCUGCUAUAUGUUGCAAUAUAAUUUCAUAAUACUCAGUGUAGUCCAUUUAUAUUGUGUUAUAACUUGAGUUUUUAAGUGAUUGUAAACAUAACAGUUCUUUAAAUAAGUUAUUUUAAAAAUGUUGAUAGUAGUAUGUUAAUACUAAUAAUAUAUCAAUGAAAAAGUUGAUAUUAUUUACCUAGAAAAUCAGUCUCAAAGCUGACAUAGACUGCAAUGACAGAACUUUAUGUUUAAAAGUAUUGAGGGUUAUAUUUGAUGUCAUUAAAAUAUUCACAAGUUGUUGAUACAUCAAAGCUUUCUUUUAGAAAUGUAGAUGGAAAGAAACUAGGAUUAAGCGAAGGCUGUUCAAGCCCAAACUUUGAAUCCUAUGGUGUUAUAAAGUUUAUAUUACACAACGAUGAACCAGUAAAUGUUAUUACCAGCAGCUUAUUACUUUUCUGUAUAACAUUAGUGUUGUGGAUUAUAUUUGAUAGCUUUGUACCUUCUCUUCUAUCUACUUUUACUUUGGUAUUAUAUUGCAAAUAUUACCUUACUUCUACAAAGAAAGAUAUAUUAUUAAUAGUGCCAUCAAUCGGAAUACAUAUUACUAUAGAGAAAACAUUUGCUGGUUUUAAUUCAUAUACAUUUUUACCUUGGGAUACAAUAGAAGAUUUAUUUAUCAAUGAAGUUAUUAUAAGAUGAAAGAAUCAAUCAAUGGUAGAGAUCAAAUAAGAUUAGUUCCUUUGUUCCAAGAUCUUUUACCUGAGAGAAAAUGCCUGGAGUACAUAUACACAAAAUUAGCGAAUUUGAUUGGCUUGAACAACAGGAAGGAUCUACAUUAACUAUACCUGGGUCUUAUUGGCUAUGUCAUAAAAACAAUGUUUAUAAGUUUACUUUCAAAUAUCAUCGUACAAUUAGAAAUUCUAAGAAAUUCACCUAUGGAAAAGAAUUAAUGAAAGUGAUCAGAAGAAUUAUAAAAAGUCAACCACCUCAAGGGCAACAGUUUUGUACGAAGCAUAUUCUUGUGACAUAUAAUCAUACACCAUGGACACGUCAAGAUAAAAUGUUUGCUAUUCUUAAAUUUCGGAAACACACAAAAGCUGUUACAGUUUCACGAGCGAUUGUACUUACUGUAAAAAUUUGUAAAGAUGAAAGCUAUAUGCCACAUGCUAUGGUUAUUUACCCAGAAACUGAAUCAAAAACAAUUAAAUCUUUGAACUAUACUAACAAAGAUAAUGAAAGAAAAAAUAUAGGAAGUGAAUGUAAAGUAGACACAGAAACUUCAAAUGUUAAUGAAUUACGAAUUAAUACUACAGAUACAAAUAAGCAUAUAAAUAAUUUAGAUUUACAUUAUGGUCCAAGUAAUUUGAUUUUAUCAAGUGUAAACAAUGAAAACACAACAGAUAAAGCCAAUAUAAUAAAAUGUAAUAAGAAGACUUCAUCAAAUGUUUCUUUAAUAAAUGAAUCUGUAAAUACAGAAGACAAAGAUACAUAUAAAAGCAAAAACUGUUUGAUAUCAUUUGAGGAAAAAGAAACGGAAAAAAAGGAAUAUCAAAAUAAUAUAGAAAAAUCUUUUUUAUCAAAUCAGAUCGAAUUUCAAGAAAUAAUGCGAUGCGAAGAAAUUGAAUUACCACAAAUGAAGAAUAACUCAACCAAUAACACAAUAAAUUCAAAUGAUGAAGGUAUUAUAGAUACUGCAAAUUUACCAUAUCAAUAUCUCAUUGAAGAAGAAAUAGAAAACGCAAAAAAGAAAGUUGUUCGUAUUUCUUUGUUAAAUAUUAAUAAAUCAAUUUCAAUAAAUACAAAUCAAGAAUUGAAUGCAGAUUCUACAAGCAAAUCUGAAAAUAGUCAUAUUAAAAAAGUAGUGAAAGAAAACAAAGAAAAUGAUAAAAAUUAUAAAAAACAUGAAGUUUCUGAACCAGCACAAACUAAUGAGGAGCAAUGUACAAAGCAUCUUUCAGUAAGUUCAAAAGAAUGGGUAAAUGAUCAUGAUAAAGCAAAUAAAGAUCAUAGCAAAUCUAAAAAAAUUAAAGAAUUGGACAAAAAAAUUGAUGAUAAUACAUUAAAGUCUUCUAAUAUUACUGAUUUAAUAAUGAAAGGCCGUAUGUUUAUGAUUCAACAGGAUCAAGACAUUGUAUCAGUUGUAGAACAAAAAACAAAAUCAGAUAUAGAUGAAGUUUUAGAAAAUUCAGAAAAAUUCGAGACUAAGGAUGGAGAGAAAUGUUUAUUAAAUUCUAGUUUGCUGAAAUUGGAAAAUUUAAUAACAAUGAUUGAAGUGCCAAAAGAAAAUAUUAAGAGUAAUUAUGAGAAUAAAAUUGCAAUAAAAAAUAAUGUAUCCUCAAAAUCAAUAGUCAUAAAAAAAGAUUCCACUAAUGAUGAGCAUAUAAAAACACCAAUAAAUGUGAUGGAUCAGUCCACGUUUAUGUUUAAUUCACAAGAUAUUGCUGCAUCAAGCAAAUCAUUUAUUCAUAAUGAAGAAUAUGAAUCAAACAUGAAAAAUAUUAUUAUAUGCGAUGUAACAACAAAAUGUGAAGAAAAUGUAUUAGAAAAUAUUGAAGGUGAAGAAAAUAAUAUUACUUCGGAGAUACAACAUUGGAAUAAUGAAUCUACAAAUCUUUUUAAAGAAACAUCAAAUUCUUGUAAAAAACUUGAUAUAAAAGAUAAUCUAAUAACAAAUGUUGAACAUGCUCUCACAGUUUCAGAACAUCAUAUAAAUAGUAGCAAAUCUAAAGUUGUAGAAGCUACUAAUAAUUGUAAUAUUACUUCAAAUAAUGUUUCUAAUGUUCCAAAAAUAAUUUCAAGUCAAAUUAUAACAAUAGAUCAAAUGCCAUUAGCAUUACAAAAUAUUGUCAAAAAAAAAUUAUCGAGACGUAAUAUAUCUAUAGAUCAUAAAUCAAAUCUACAAGAUACUUCAUCACAUAUUACAAAAUUAACAUCAUCUAAUAAGUCAGCAGUAAUAGAUGUAACGAGUAGAGUAAAAUCUUUGGAUACUAAAUUGUCUAAUGUCAACAACUGUUUGACUGCAUCACCUGAUAAUACUGUGACAAAAUAUGAUAAUGCAUCACUUGUAUGUUCAAAUAUUGAAGUUACAGAAGAAACAGAAAUAUCAUGUAAAAAAAGAAAGAAAUCAAAUAAUUAUGAUGCAAAGAAUCAAACUACUGAAACAGAAAAUAAUAAAACGUUACCAUCUACUCAAGACAAAAUAUAUUCUGUAACAGACAGUAUAAAAGAGAGAUAUAGAAAAAGAAAAAAACAACAAAAUUAUAAAUACAAUACAAAAAUGAAAGUAAACAUGAUGAAAAUGCCAACUCGUAUAUCUAACAUAGUUAAAACAAAAAAUUCUACUAUAUCAAACAAAUUACAAGAUAUUACAGAAGAAUUUUAUCAGGAUUUAAUACAAAAUAGUAAACAUAGUAGUAAUACUUUUAAUCAAAAAACUUUGAGGCAUACAAGAAGAUCAUUGUAUUUACAAACGGAUAUAAAAAAUGAGGAUACACGCAUAAAGAUGUUAAAGUUUAUAGAAGAUAUUACAAGAGGUGUUAAAGUUGUUGUAAAACGUAUGAGUAUAAAAAAUAUUACCAGUAUUUUAGGAAGUAAUUCCUCCUUAGCCUACAUAAAUUAA
Vespula vulgaris is the source of this 3637-nucleotide messenger RNA. RefSeq names its product protein PFC0760c-like. The transcript has 5 exons. Bases 788 to 3637 code for a protein of 949 amino acids. Lineage: Eukaryota; Metazoa; Arthropoda; Insecta; Hymenoptera; Vespidae. The record is from RefSeq and is a predicted model, not a curated record.